AUGACACAGAAUCAUAACCUUGGUAAAGUCAUCAGCUACCUGAGAAUUUUGGGAACGGCGUUGUUCGGGGUCUUAAUUCUUCUGGGACUCUCUGCGGCUUACAUCAUGGGGUACCAGUUUUUCACGACCCCGGGUGACUACUUCUCGUUUGGGCUGUAUGGGUUGAUUUUGCUUGUGCACCUCACCAUACAGAGCACCUUUGCUCUGCUGGAGCACAGGAAAAUGAAACGGCUCCUGGGAGUGCCCAUUGACAUGAGCAAACGGUUUGCCUUGUGUAUUGCUGCCUACCAGGAGAACCCCAACUACCUGCGAAAGUGCCUGAUUUCUGUCAAGAGGCUGACUUACCCCAGUGUAAAGGUGAUUAUGGUGAUUGAUGGGAAUAGUGAAGAUGACAGCUACAUGAUGGAGAUCUUUCAGGAAGUCAUGGGCGGCGAAGAAACAGUCACGUACAUCUGGAAAAGCAACUACCACCAGAAAGGGUCGGACGAGAGCGACGAGGCCUACAUGGAGAGCCUGGAGCACAUGUCAGCACUGGUCCAGGGGAACCAAUGCGUGUGUAUCAUGCAGAAGUGGGGCGGGAAGAGAGAGGUCAUGUACACAGCCUUCAAGGCCCUUGGGAACAGUGUGGACUAUGUGCAAGUGUGUGACUCGGACACUGUGCUGGACCCAGCGUGCUCUGUGGAGAUGAUGAAGGUGCUGGAAGAGGACCCCAUGGUGGGCGGAGUUGGGGGUGAUGUGGAGAUUCUGAACAGAUAUGAGUCGUGGGUCUCCUUCCUCAGCAGCGUCCGGUACUGGAUGGCUUUCAACGUGGAGCGGGCAUGCCAGUCCUUCUUCGGCUGCGUCCAGUGCAUCAGUGGGCCCCUGGGGAUGUACAGGACCUCCCUCCUGCUCAGCUUCCUGGAGGACUGGUACAAUCAGACCUUCAUGGGCAGCCACUGCAGCUUCGGGGACGACCGCCACCUCACCAACCGCGUCCUCAGCAUGGGCUACGCCACUAAGUACACCAACCGGUCCAAGUGCCUGACGGAGACCCCCGCCACGUACCUCCGCUGGCUGAACCAGCAGACCCGGUGGAGCAAGUCCUAUUUCCGCGAGUGGCUGUACUCCGCCAUGUGGUUCCACAAGCACCACCUGUGGAUGACCUACGAGGCGGUGAUCACCGGCUUCUUCCCCUUCUUCCUCAUCACCACCGCCAUCCGCCUGGUCUUCAACGGCCGGCUGUGGGACAUCCUCCUCUUCCUGCUCAUGGUCCAGCUGGUGGCGCUCAUCAAGGCCUCUCUGGCCAGCUGGCUCCGGCGCAACAUCGUCAUGCUCUUCAUGUCCUUCUACUCAGUGCUGUACAUGUCUAGCCUCCUCCCAGCCAAGAUUUUUGCCUUAGUGACUAUAAACAAAUCUGGGUGGGGGACGUCGGGGAGGAAGAACUUAGUGGUAAAUUUUGUGGGCUUCAUCCCUAUAUCUAUCUGGUUCACGAUAUUCAUCAUUGGCAUUAUCUACACGUUCGUGGACGAAAUGGAGCAUGUCUUUCCGAUGUCUGAGAUGACAAUUGUAGCCAUUGGCACCGCAGUGUACAUCAGCUAUUGGGUCAUACUGUGCGUUCUGUACAAAGUCAUGGUCUCCAAGUGGAGGAGGAGAGAGCAGCAGUAUGACACAGUGCUGGAUGUAUGA
This is a messenger RNA of Megalops cyprinoides (Indo-Pacific tarpon), 1665 nucleotides long. RefSeq names its product hyaluronan synthase 2-like. The coding region runs from base 1 to 1665 and encodes 554 amino acids. The transcript has 4 exons. NCBI's taxonomy places the organism in Eukaryota, Metazoa, Chordata, Actinopteri, Elopiformes, Megalopidae. Gene Ontology annotation, molecular function: hyaluronan synthase activity. The record is from RefSeq and is a predicted model, not a curated record. Gene Ontology annotation, biological process: hyaluronan biosynthetic process; extracellular matrix assembly.